AUGUUAUCCAAGACGAAUUGGAUAGUGCAGAAGUUCGGUGGGACCAGCGUGGGUAAGUUUCCCGAACAGAUUGUGGAUGAAAUCAUAAAGGUAUACACCAAACAGCUCCAUAACGACGUGGCAGUUGUGUGCUCUGCGCGCUCGAGCGAUACCAAGGCCGAAGGUACCACUUCCAGGUUGCUGAGGGCGUGUGAUAUGGUGUGCAAUAACGAUGCUGACUUUUCUAGUGUUGUGCAGAAAGUAAGAGAGGACCAUGUUGAAAACGCCAGACAGCGCAUUCAGAAUGCAAAGUUGCAAGAAAAACUCAUCAAAGAUACGGUCGCGGAACUGGAAAUCGUCGAGAAAUACUUGAACGCAUCGUUGGUUUUGAACGAGGUGUCAUCGAGAACCAUGGACCUUGUCAUGUCAUGCGGUGAAAAACUCAGCUGUCUUUUCAUGUCUGCGCUUUGCAAUGACCACGGCGUGCCUUCUGAGUAUGUUGACUUAUCGUCAAUCAUCCCACAGGACUUCGAGUGUCCAGAGGGCACUUUGGACGCAAGUUUCUACACGUUUUUGGUGAACGCUUUUAGAGAUCGUCUAAGACCAGUGUUGGACUCACAAGCCCAGGGAAAGCCAAUUGUUCCUGUGAUCACAGGAUUUUUCGGUCUGGUGCCUAUGGGGCUUUUGAACGGUGUUGGACGCGGUUACACAGAUUUAUGCGCUGCAUUGAUCGCUGUCGCUUUAAAUGCCGAUGAGCUUCAAGUGUGGAAGGAAGUUGACGGUAUUUUCACUGCCGAUCCCCGUAAAGUUCCACAGGCCAGACUACUCAGUAGCGUCACGCCUGAAGAAGCAUCGGAAUUGACUUACUAUGGAUCUGAAGUCAUUCAUCCUUUCACCAUGGAACAAGUUAUCAGGGCCAAGAUCCCAAUUAGAAUCAAAAAUGUCCAGAAUCCAAGAGGCGAAGGUACUGUCAUAUAUCCUGAUAACAUUGCUAAGAAAGGUGAAGCCACCCCCCCACACCCCCCAGUGACAUUGAGCAGCUCAUUUUUCGAGCAGAAAAGAAGAGGCGCUACCGCUAUCACUAGCAAAAGCGACAUUGUUGUUGUGAAUAUUCAUUCAAACAAAAAGACUCUUUCACAUGGAUUUCUCGCACAGAUCUUCAGGACUUUGGACAAAUAUAAAUUAGUGGUCGAUUUGAUCUCAACGUCAGAGGUUCACGUUUCUAUGGCUCUCCCAGUUCCUGAUCUAGACUCUUCUAAGGCCUUGAAAAAGGCUGUUGAUGAGUUGAAGAAAGUAGGAACUGUUGACUUGACCAAAAAGUUGGUUAUCGUAUCACUUGUGGGUAAACAGAUGAAGCAAUUUAUUGGUAUUGCUGGAACUAUGUUUACAACCUUGGCCGAACAUGGGAUCAAUAUCGAGAUGAUUUCGCAAGGUGCAAACGAAAUCAACAUUUCCUGCGUCAUCGAUGAGGAAGAUGCAAUUAAAGCACUACAAUCAAUCCAUUCCAAGCUUCUCGACGAAUCAAGUGAAAGCAGUUUGGGUAAAGCCGUUAACGAGAAAUUGGAACAAAUAAAGAGACUUGAAUUGUAA
Messenger RNA from Lachancea lanzarotensis, 1569 nucleotides. It is a transcript of the gene HOM3, whose product is annotated as LALA0S08e03092g1_1. The transcript has a single exon. The record is from RefSeq and is a predicted model, not a curated record. The coding region runs from base 1 to 1569 and encodes 522 amino acids. Gene Ontology annotation, molecular function: aspartate kinase activity. Gene Ontology annotation, biological process: amino acid biosynthetic process. NCBI's taxonomy places the organism in Eukaryota, Fungi, Ascomycota, Saccharomycetes, Saccharomycetales, Saccharomycetaceae.